Molecule: messenger RNA, 711 nt
Organism: Aureobasidium musti
Lineage: Eukaryota; Fungi; Ascomycota; Dothideomycetes; Dothideales; Saccotheciaceae
Source: the annotation of a GenBank genome assembly
AUGUGCUACGAGAGACUACGCAACAGCGUGACUGGAUCUGCUCAGGCCUGCUCUCGCAUCUCGGACGAACUGCUAGAAACUAGCAUGCAGAGGCAAACUGCUUGUAUGCAGCCGGCAUUUGGUCUGCUUCAAGCCGAGUUCCUGGUCAUGCAUUAUACACUGAGGGAUCUCCAAUGCGCCUUGGGCACUUCAAAGUGGCAUGAAAACGCGACAGUGACAGUCAAAUGCGUUCAAGAGGUCUGCCAACAGGUUUCGAAUCAAUUCCGAGACAUCAUUCAAGCAAGCCAGAUCUGGGAUAUCGUCACUCCCGACCAUAUCAACGACAAGCUACACGCUUUGGCGAUUACCCUUCAAGAACAGCAGAUGACUGUUGAACUCUUGAUUGUUGUCAUGGCGUUCUUUGAUUACAGUAUCACUGCACCAUCAGUAAUUUACCAGUACAAGAUCCACUGCCAGUAUGUAGACAGGCAUGUCUGCACAUUCCAGGGACUGACCUGUGUGUACAGCGAACUCAAGAGAUUCGACAAUUUCCUCCAUGGAAUCAUCGAAGGCGUUCUUGCUAGACGUGCCAUGAGACAGGAUAUCCUCAAGCUCCGCUCAUCAAGUCAACAAUUGGAAGACAGGCCAUACGAAGAGCUCCCCGAUGCAGACGCUUGGUCCCCAAGUCAAUCCACGGUCACAAUGGGUGUUAUGACCCCAACGGAAAACUGA